Messenger RNA from Brienomyrus brachyistius, 985 nucleotides. RefSeq names its product exosome component 6 (gene exosc6). Gene Ontology annotation, cellular component: cytoplasmic exosome (RNase complex); nuclear exosome (RNase complex); nucleolus. The transcript has a single exon. Bases 45 to 860 code for a protein of 271 amino acids. Gene Ontology annotation, biological process: nuclear mRNA surveillance; poly(A)-dependent snoRNA 3'-end processing; rRNA catabolic process. NCBI's taxonomy places the organism in Eukaryota, Metazoa, Chordata, Actinopteri, Osteoglossiformes, Mormyridae. The record is from RefSeq and is a predicted model, not a curated record.
CGGUUUAAAGAGCAGCUUCCUGUUUCACCUCCCUUUUCCCAAUCAUGCCGGUAGAUACAAAGCGAGUCCGCGGCCCGGAGGAGUCGCAGUCCCCGCUUCUGUUCCUGCCUAGCAGCGCCAAGAAAAGCGUAGAUGCGGAGCGUGGCCGGCAGGAUGGGCGGCGGCGGGGCCAGGCGGACGUGAGGCCGGUCUUUGCACGCUGCGGCUUGGUCAGCCAGGCAAAAGGCUCGGCCUACAUCGAGGCGGGAAACACUAAGCUGAUCUGCUCCGUGUUUGGGCCACGUGAGGCCGAGCGCAAGGACGAGGCUGGCGCGUCGUCCGGCCGACUUCUCUGCGACCUCCGCUUUGCCCCAUUUUCCUGCCCGAACAGAGGCGCCUGGAUCCCGAGCAGUGAAGAUAAGGAUACGGCGCAAGGCCUGUUGGAGGCACUGCGACCGGGCGUGCGCUUGCACCGGUACCCGCGGGCACAGAUCGAAGUCAACGUCCUGGUUUUAGAGAAUGACGGCUCAGCCCUGGCCCACGCCAUCACAUGCGCGUCCAUGGCACUGGCUGACGCCGGCAUCGAGAUGUACGACGUGGUGCUGGGCUGCUCGCUGCGACGGGAUGGGAAUUCCUUCCUCCUCGAUCCCACGCUGCAAGAGGAAACUGCGGGAGAACGCGGCGCCCAGGGCGGCGUGACGGUGGCACUGCUCCCCAGCCUGAACCAGGUGUCCGGUUUGCAGGCUGACGGGGACAUGCGGGAGGACACGAUGGCGGAGGCGGUGCGGGCCUGCAUGGAGGGCUGCCACAAACUGUACCCGGUGAUCCAGCAAGCCCUGCUGCGUGCGGUGCGCAAGAGAGCGUCGCCAUCGGAGGGCUGAGCCGGGAGGCGCCCAGGCGCGCUGUUUUACAGACUGAAACGGAGCAGGACAUUGUGAAUAUGCUGGUAUUUUUUAAGAAAAAUGGUCUUGGAAUAAGAAAAUAAAACUGCUGAAUAGGAAUGAAA